Messenger RNA from Fonsecaea erecta, 666 nucleotides. RefSeq lists its product as hypothetical. The record is from RefSeq and is a predicted model, not a curated record. The coding region runs from base 1 to 666 and encodes 221 amino acids. The transcript has 2 exons. Lineage: Eukaryota; Fungi; Ascomycota; Eurotiomycetes; Chaetothyriales; Herpotrichiellaceae.
AUGGUGAUCAAAGCGACACCACAGAUUCUGAAGCGAAUCAGCAUUCGCUGGCCGCCAGAUCCAGCAUUUGAAGACACGGAGACAAUCGCCCUAAAUGUGGGAGGAUAUUUUAUGGACUUGCGCGUGACAUUGGCGGACAAGACACUUCAAUGGAGUCGAGCAGGCGAGCGCAAAACGCUUCAGGAAACCCCCUUGACUUUUCAGUGGACAAGGAUCAUCGAUUCAAUGGGGAGUCGUCGUCCUGACGAGGGUUCGAUGGAGGAGAUGGCGAACGGUGAUGAUCUGGAGACAGGACACUUUGACCGGGAAGGGAAUGGAGUUCCUGUAGACUACGAGGAGGUAUGGCGCGAUGUGACGGGGAAAGCUGAGUCGGAUGACUCUGCAUGGAUAUUGCAAAGUGUCGACGGUUCCGUAUUUCUGGGAAAAGUCGGCGACACCUUCUUGGGGAUGCAGCAGAGUGGAAAGGGGGAUUUUGCCGUCAGGAAAGAGGUCUACAAUUCGGAGGCUGGUGUGUGGGAGGGUGUGUUCGAGGCCGGUACGGCACAAUCCAUCCCUCGAGCUGCUGAUGUGCUGCGCGACUUUGGCCAGCGAAAAGGUCAGACUGCGGAGAAAGGAGAAACUUUUCACGUCUGCAACAGGGAAUAUAUCAUUCGAGGCGCUAAUUAA